Zingiber officinale is the source of this 816-nucleotide messenger RNA. RefSeq names its product mediator of RNA polymerase II transcription subunit 11-like. Gene Ontology annotation, biological process: regulation of transcription by RNA polymerase II. The record is from RefSeq and is a predicted model, not a curated record. Bases 108 to 443 code for a protein of 111 amino acids. The transcript is spliced from 4 exons. Gene Ontology annotation, molecular function: transcription coregulator activity. Lineage: Eukaryota; Viridiplantae; Streptophyta; Magnoliopsida; Zingiberales; Zingiberaceae. Gene Ontology annotation, cellular component: mediator complex.
AUUCGAUAGGGUUGCGGUUGCCUUCGUCGUCGAGAUCUCCAUCUCCUGCAGUUCUGCUGCUCAUCGGCGGUCGGCCAAACUAUCGCUCUACUUCCGGCUCAUCGGAGAUGGAUUCGCAACCAACUUCUCUGCAACGCCUCCACAACGUCGAGAAGCGUUUAGUGCGCGUACUGGAGCUCGCCGGCGCCGUGAUGGACGAGCUCGCUAGUUCGACCGGGCCCCGAGCAGAGUUCCUCGCCGGACACUGUCGAGAGUUCAUGAUGUCCAUCAAGGAAAUUCAGACAACACUGCGUGAAGAAAUCAAGAGUGCUUGUGAAUAUCGUCCGUUUGAGAAAUGUGACUAUAGUGCCAGAAUAGCUAACGAGAUAUGCGUCAAGAAACUGGAAUACAUCAUUGACCAGUUGGAUGGCUUGAAAGAAAGCAUCGAUAAUUAUGAAGAUUGAACUGCACUCUUGAUUGCGGUGAUGCAGCUGCUGCGGAUAUUUGCAGGAUGAGACUAACCGGAUUCUUUCAUGUUGGGCGAUCAACUGGAUGAUGAUUUAGCAUUGAAGACAUGAUCUGUGAUACUAAAUUUUGUGAAUGUUUAACUUCCAAACUUCAGAUAUAGUCAACUGCCCCCAUAAAUUAUUUUAGUUUGCCAUGAAACCAUGUUCCAUAGCUGAGAGACGCUCUUGUUUUUGGGAGAUCAAGCCAUGACGUGCUACCAUUGUCUGAGUCCAUAAUGGACUUUUGAUAUAAUGUUAAAACAUAUAAUAGUAUCGUAUGUUAUGCAUUGAUAAAUCUCCUUGAGUAUAUUAUAUUAUAAUGUUUGUACUU